This is a messenger RNA of Diaporthe amygdali, 2280 nucleotides long. RefSeq lists its product as uncharacterized. Gene Ontology annotation, cellular component: microtubule; cytoplasm; membrane. The transcript has 6 exons. The record is from RefSeq and is a predicted model, not a curated record. Gene Ontology annotation, molecular function: microtubule binding; GTP binding; GTPase activity. Lineage: Eukaryota; Fungi; Ascomycota; Sordariomycetes; Diaporthales; Diaporthaceae. The coding region runs from base 1 to 2280 and encodes 759 amino acids.
AUGGAGAAAAUCUACUCUGUCAUCAUGGGUCUCCCUACAGAGCCUUCGCCCUCUGUGUCAAUUAAAGACUCGUCUUUCAUACCAGACGUCACCCUUGACGAUGCGAUUGGACAACUCAACAGUCCACACGCCAAAGUCUUGUUAGACACUAUCGACAGCUUGCGCGAACUGCGAGUGGGCGAAAUCGUCCAGUUGCCUCAAAUAAUUGUGGUUGGCGAUCAGUCUUCCGGUAAAAGUUCCGUACUUGAGGCUGUUUCUGGAAUGAAGUUCCCAGUCCAUGGAAAUUUGUGUACGCGGUUUGCCACAGAACUCAUUCUGCGAAGAGAUCGAGACAUCAAAGUCACUGUCAGCAUCCAAAAAGCCACGCAGGCAGAGUCUACUCCUUUUCACAGAACCAGCUUCAACAGAGAUGCCCUGCCGGAUAUUAUUGAGGAAGCUCAAGAACGCAUGGGAAUUCGAACUGGAUCCAACGAGUUUUCCAAGGACACCCUCCGCGUGGUAAUUGCUGGACCUGAUGCACCUCAGCUUACCCUUGUCGAUCUUCCCGGCAUUUUUCACUCUGAGACCGCCGAGCAAAGCCUACAAGGCAAGGUGGUCGUCGAUGAGCUUGUUAAUAAGUACAUGCAAGAGAGGAAAAGCAUCAUACUAGUGGUUGUUGCAGCGAAUAAUCAACUGGCGAACCAGUCAGUGUUGAGCCUAGCCAAGCAACAUGACCCGCAAAGCAGUCGCAUCGUCGGCGUGAUCACAAAACCGGAUUUGGUGGAUGAUUCCGCUAACGAGAAAAAAUAUCUGGACCUAUGUAAAGGACUUGAGUCGACCCAUAAACUGCCACUCGGGUGGCAUGUCUUGCGCAACAGCUCCGAGAAGCAAAGGAACGAUGCCAAGCACAACAGAGAUCUCGAAGAGCAGCGCUUCUUCCAGACGACUGGUUGGGCUUCUGUCCCUUCUGCGAGCAGGGGGGUUGAGAGUCUGCGAAAUAAGCUCAGCAAAGUACUCUUAGAGCACAUCAGGGAAAGCCUGCCAGGCCUCAUCCGAGAGAUUGAGAAUAGUCUCAGAGCGCGUGAGGAGGAGCUGAAGCAGCUUGGGAAGUCUAGGUCCACUCCGCAAGAGAUGCGAUCAUUUUUGCUGGGAAUUGCUGAAGACUUCCGGCGUCUAUCUAGGGAUGCGGUUGAUGGAAGGUACGGUGACCCGUUCUUCGGCGAUCUGUCCUCAUGUGAUCGGAAGUUGCGAGCUCGCCUUCGACAGAUGAAUCACGCCUUUGAUGCCACCAUGUUGAGCAAGGGAGCUACUUACAGUUUCGACUGGGAGACUGGAAGCGACUCAUCCGAUAACGACGAAGACGGAGCUCCCGCUCAUCUACAGCUCCUGAUUGAGGACUACAGGAAGCAUUUCUCUGACCCUCUCUCAAUCACAAAGUUGGCCCUCACCCACGCCAGCAAAGCGUUCGUGGACCAACUCUUUGGAUAUGUUAUAGGAGCAGACCAUGACGCCAUCGAAGCCAUUCUGAAAGGAUGCGCGGAUCCCUUCUUUGAAGAGAAGGGAACUCUUCUCGAGGACAAGCUGCAAGAGAUCCUUCGACCAUACACGACCACUUAUGGCCUUCCACUUGAGAGGGAGUUCCGAACUGAAACUUCGAAGAGAACCUUGCUGCGCAACUCUCAUCGAUUCGUCGAAACUUUGCAGAGGGAGCGCCCCGAUCUCUUCCAUCAAGAGAGCGGAUUUGAUCCUAAAACGAUCUUGCAGAGUGUGAUCAACGCAGAGAAAUUGACUAAAGGUGAUUACGGUACAGAGCAGAUCAUUCAUAUGAUAGUGGUUCAUUAUGAAAUGUCGCGUCGCACUUUCAUCGAGAAUGUACUCAACCUUGCGGUGGAGAACUGCCUCAUAGACCACAUCCCAAGCAUUCUGACACCGAUUCAACCACACCGGAGCGACAAGGGCAGCCUACUCGAGCAAUUGAAUAUUAGUGGUCAAGCCGCACCGCAGUUCCGACUGUCCACGCCCAACACGCAUGCAUCAUCCUCCUUCGGGGGCGUCUUGGCAACUCCAAGCCCGUUUUCAAAUAAUUCCACGGCUUCGACAUCAUUGACCACACCAGACUUUUGGGCAAAUAAUGACCCAUCAACUUCGAGUUCAAUCACCAAUGGCGCAGGAGACAGUCAUUCAGUCAAAGGGGGCCUUUUCGGUCCUAAAUCUAUCUCCCCGAGGUCUUUUCCCGUGAAUGGUGGCGGAUCUGGGACAACUGCUCUAUCUUCAACCCAGGCCGUAGGCUCUGACAUGUAG